AUGGUUCAUCCACCCAAUCAACCUUAUCAAAUUCCAGAUGUAUUACCACAACCUCCACAACAACCAAUGAAUAUCUAUUCCAAGCAGGAUCAACAUCAAGGUUCUCAAAUGAAUGCUUCUAUGGUUUCAACCGCAACGAGUGGAAUGGGAACAUCUUCCUACAUGAUGAAUUCUCAACACCAGCAACAACCAAUGCCAGUUCAUUAUCCUUUAAUGAACCAGCAUCAACCUCCACAACAACAACAACCAAUUUUACCACAACAACAAGUUCAACAACAACAAAAGGUUAUGUAUCCAACAUUGAAUAAUAUUACUCCUCCCAUGCAGCAACAACAACCAAUUCUUCCGCAACCUAUGAUGCCACCGCAAAGACCGUACGUGCAGCCAAUGAUGGUCAGUCAACAACAGCCAAUGAUGGUGCAUCAACCAAUGCCUCAACCUAUUGUGAGACCUCCCUCCACGACAACAACCUAUGUAAGCCAAGUGAACUAUGUUCCACCACAACCUGUUGUGAUACAUCCGCCCCAACCAGUGAUGGUUUCUCAGAUGCCACUACAAAAAGGCCGAACGGUUGUGACAACGACCACAACAGUCACACCAAAUCCAGUGAUGAUCCCGCCACCAACUGUUCAAAUUGUACAUGGUAAACCACCAACGAUGCCUCCUGGAGCUAUGGGUUAUUCGACAUAUUAUCCUCAACAUGCCACUCCUGGAGUUCCUCAAACCACUAUUUAUGUCCAACACAAGAAAAAGAAGAGCUCUUUUGAUAAAUUCAUGUUUGGGGAAUAG
Messenger RNA from Naegleria lovaniensis, 789 nucleotides. RefSeq lists its product as uncharacterized. The record is from RefSeq and is a predicted model, not a curated record. NCBI's taxonomy places the organism in Eukaryota, Heterolobosea, Eutetramitea, Acrasida, Naegleriidae. The coding region runs from base 1 to 789 and encodes 262 amino acids. The transcript has a single exon.